Messenger RNA from Entrophospora candida, 486 nucleotides. Lineage: Eukaryota; Fungi; Glomeromycota; Glomeromycetes; Entrophosporales; Entrophosporaceae. The record is from the annotation of a GenBank genome assembly.
AUGAAUGAUCCAUUAGACAACUUAUUAUAUCCAAUAUAUUCUGAAGCUACAAACAAUGACCUAAUAAAAAUGGGAGUGAUUGAUCUAGAUUUAUCAACAUAUCAUGAAUCAAAAUUUGAUUCAUUUUUAAAUAAAUAUCAGCAUGAUAUUGAUGUUCUUAUUUCUACAGAUGAAAUUGAUAGCAGAAUCUUGGAAAGAAUCAGCACUAUUUCCAAAUUAAAGUCAUUUAAUGAAAUUGAUAAUAUCUUUGGCAAAAACCUAGUAGAUUCUACAUUAUUGGCAUUAAGAGCAUUUUGUGAAAAGUUUGAAGGACAUUUAAAUCAACAAUUAUAUUUCAAAUUAAUGAAUGACUUGUUUUAUGAUUAUGAAAUUUAUGCUGUUAGUUGUCAAAGUGAGCUAAGAGCCAACAAAAAACGAAAAAAUGAUUUUAAGCCUUUAAAUUCUGAAGUCUUAAAAGCAUUAAGACUAGACAUAAAAAUAAACUAG